Verticillium dahliae VdLs.17 is the source of this 1068-nucleotide messenger RNA. Its product is annotated as metalloproteinase. The record is from RefSeq and is a predicted model, not a curated record. Gene Ontology annotation, biological process: proteolysis. Gene Ontology annotation, molecular function: metalloendopeptidase activity. The transcript is spliced from 2 exons. The coding region runs from base 1 to 1068 and encodes 355 amino acids. Lineage: Eukaryota; Fungi; Ascomycota; Sordariomycetes; Glomerellales; Plectosphaerellaceae.
AUGAAGUUUCUCGUGGCCAUUUCUUCUUUGGCUCUGCUAGCUCGGGCUGCCUCGGUCGACUUGUCGGCUCGUGACACCCCUCUUGUUGUUCGUCUGGAGGAGUCUGGCAACUCCGGCAUCAAGGGCUACCUCACCAACGCAGGCAAGGAAGCGGUGAAGCUCUUGACGCUGGGCACCUUUCUCGACGAUAGGCCCGUUGAGAAAGUCGAAGUUUUCUCCGGUGACAGCAAAGUGGCCUUUGACGGGAUUCGACUCAACAUGUGUACCCACUAUCUUCAAGAAGAUGCCUUCCGAGUCAUCAAUGCCGGCGAGACUGUCGAAGUCGACUUCGAUGCUGGAGAGCUUCACGACCUAAGCCCUGGCGGCACCUUCGACGUCCAGACCAAGGGCGCUUUCUCGACCGCAACGCUCAACUCGACCAUGAUCUCUGGCGCCCUCCCAUAUUCCAGUAACGUUCUGAGCACUGUUGUCGACGGAUCCGAGGCCGCAGCCGUGCACCACACGUUCCAGUCGAAAGCCAAGCGGACGGACCUCGCAGGCGACUGUACUGGGACUCGCCGUGCUGUUACGACGACGGCGAUCAAGAACUGCGCCAAGCUGGCCACAGCUGCCAAAACGGCUGCUCAAAACACCAACCAAUCAUCGAAGAGCCGCCUGCAAAAGUACUUCAAGAGUUCGAGCGCCAGGGUCAGCAAGCAGGUGUCUACCGUUUUCGGCCGCAUCGAGAAGGAGUGUAGCAGCACGACGUCGGGCGUGUCCAGCUACCACUGCACCGACGUCUACAAUGCCUGCCGCACGGGCGUGAUCGCCUAUACUCUGCCUUCGCAGAGCUUCAUGGUCAACUGCCGCAUCUUCUUCGACCAGAUGCCUCCUACCGACAAGAGGUGCCAUGCUCAGGAUCAGCAGACGACCAUCCUCCACGAGAUGACUCAUCUGGCCGAGAUUGCGGGCACUGAAGACUACGGAGGCUAUGGAUUCGAUUUUAUCCGCAGCCUCACGCCCGCUCAGAACCUCAACCAUGCCGACACGUACACGCUUUUCGCGCAGUCCAUCUUCGCCCGUUGCUGA